GGGUUUCGUUCUGUUCUCUAAAGAAGAAAAGAAUAAGCCCUCGCCCACCUUGUUCUUCUCUUCCUAAGGUCGCCGGAUCUGAAGGUGAUCGCCGGCUUUUUCUCCGGCGAUGAGGACCUGAUCGCUUAAUAGAGGAGAUCUAGCUUGUUUUCAAUGACAAUCUGGCUGGUUACCGCAUUCAGAAUCGGCGGAUCCAAACCGAUCUGAGAAGCCGGCGAUUCCUUGUAUGGCUUCCGCUAUCCUGGCAAGCCAGAAUGAGUCUUAUUGGGGAGAGCGGAAGGUUUAUAUGAAGAAAAACUCUAAUUCUAAUCCUAACCCUAGGCUUUGCCCCAACCCUAAUUCUAACCCUAACCCUAACCCUAGCCAUAUACCGUAUUCUAACGUCAGAGGGGCAUAUGAAACAAAUCAUCGGGAUCAGAAGGAAGACGCGUUGGGCACGGCAGGAACCGUCUUAUCGGAGGAUUCAUCCUCAUUCAACUGGAAACCUAUCAGCCGGGAUGUUGAAUUGGGAGGCGCUUCAGCCUGCUAUGUCAGUAUCAAUAUCUCAAACUUGUCGAAGAAAGGUAUAAGGGAUUUGAAACGGAGACUGGUGUCUGAACUAGAGCAGGUACGAAGCGUCGCGAGCCGGAUUGAGUCACGAGAGCUCCAGUCUUCGGCUAGAUCCGUGGGAUACUCUGCCUCUGGGAUUUAUUGCAGCAGCCGGGAGGUCUCGUCUCCUGCACCCUUUCAGCAUAAUCAUCUUUCACAACCUGAGUCCUUGAGUGAAAUGGAAAUGAGGGUUUUAGAAGCUAAAAAUUCUCAUCUGCCUCCGAUGCCUAACCAGGAGAUGUUUGGGCUGGCUAUGACUUCCACUACGAAGGCUGCAAUGGAUUCUAAGAAUCUUCUUUCUGGCAUUAUGAAGAAGAGCUCGCAGAUCUUGGCGAGGCUAAUGAAGCACAAGGGAGGUAUGUGGUUUAAUUCCCCGGUAGAUGUGCAGGGGAUGGGAUUGCAUGAUUACCGGCUGAUCAUUAAGCAUCCCAUGGACCUCGGGACAGUGAGAUCCAGGCUUAAAAAUGGCUUUUAUAAGACACCAUUAGAUUUUGCCGAGGACAUUAGACUGACCUUUAACAAUGCUCUUAUUUAUAAUCCGGAAGCUCAUGAGGUGCAUAAAUUGGCUGCACUUCUCCUCCGUCAGUUUGAGGGACUUUUUGGCCCGGCCUAUGCAAAGUAUGAGAAGCAGUUGGCCAGCAUUUCCAGACAAGCGGAAGAGAAGCAGAUUUUAUCUUCUUGGCCUCAUCAUGUUUCUGAAAAUUCAAUGAGAGUAGACUCGAAACCUGUUCUGUCUCCACCAGCUCCUGUUCCAGCUCCAGCUCCUGCUCCAGUUCCGCAACAGCGAGUACACUCCAACCCAGUGGAUACCCCUUCAUUGUCAUCUCCUUACCAUCAACAACCGCCGCAGAAAUAUCCCAUAACUGCUAGAACAAUCGGAAGUAAGCUACCAAAACCUAAGGCUAAAGAUCCGAAUAAGAGACCUAUGAGCUAUGAAGAGAGGCAAAAGCUAAGCUUUGGACUUCAAAGCCUGCCGGAGGAGAAAAUGAAUCAAGUUUUACAGAUUGUCAAGAAGAGAAAUAUCGACACUCAACAAGAGGGCGAUGAGAUUGUUCUGGACUUCGAGAUUAUGGACACAGAGACACUCUGGGAGCUAGAUAGAUUUGUUUACAACUGCAAGAAGAUGCUGAGCAAGAUCAAGAGGCAAGAAGCCUUGACUGGAAAUGCCGUGUCCUCUGUUCCAAUCUCAUCAGCUAUUGAACAAUCACUUCCAGCUGAUUCAAACCACAAGUCACCAAUUGCGGACGAUCCGACUGCCAAGAGGUGCAAGAAAGGUGAUCCUGUUGACGAGGAUAUUGACAUUGGCGAAGAGAUGACCUCAACAAAUUAUCCGUCCGUUGAGAUUGAAAAGGAUGAUGGUCAUGGCAGUAGCUCCAGCAGCUCCGGCACCGAUUCCUCUUCUUCCAGUGAUUCUGAUUCAAGGAGUACAUCUGGAAGUGAUUCUGAUGAUGAAGAUAGGAGUUCGCCCGUUAAAAGAUCUGGAUCUCCACCAAACUAACAUAGGUUUUAAGGCUUCCAUUGAAGUUUGUUAAAGAUGGAUUCUUUAUAGUCUGCGACUCCAUCGUGAGAGUUUUAUUAUAAAUGUUAAGAAAAUUAGUGCAAGUUGUUGAAGCUCAAGGUUUUAGCCACAUAAUUUCCUCUUCGAUGUUGCGUUGCAAUUUGCAAUUUUGUUUCCAUGGUUGAUAUUAUAUGGAUUUUUAGGGUAAUUUUCAUGUGUAACACU
This is a messenger RNA of Phalaenopsis equestris, 2311 nucleotides long. Its product is annotated as transcription factor GTE7-like. Lineage: Eukaryota; Viridiplantae; Streptophyta; Magnoliopsida; Asparagales; Orchidaceae. Gene Ontology annotation, molecular function: protein binding. The transcript has 4 exons. The record is from RefSeq and is a predicted model, not a curated record. Bases 227 to 2086 code for a protein of 619 amino acids.